AUGUUCUCGAUAUUGGUACUAAAUUUAGUUCUUGUACAAAUUUCUGGUGAAUUGGUUAUUAAACCAAGUCAAAGUUCAUUAACAAGAGAUCAAUAUAAAUCAUUUAUUGCAUUAUGUACCGAUCAAUCGGAUAGUCGAAUUUUUCGUUGGCGAUCCCCACAACAGAAAGAUAUACCUGAGAACCUAAAUGAUCGUGUUACUGUUGAACGACAGACAAAUGGAAUUCGAUUACGAAUUCGAAAUUUGACAACUGAUGAUCAAGGGAAAUGGGAAUGUAUUGGUACAAAUGCAAAUGGUCAACAAACACAAAAAUCAUUUCAAAUGAUUGUUAAAGUUCCAAUAACAUUUCAUGGUGAUUCUAUUCAAUAUGUAGAACUUGGUGAAUCUGUUAUUAUCAAGUGCUCUGUUCAAGCAAAUCCAAUAGCUGAAGUGUCUUGGUUUAAAGGUCAAGAUAAAAUUCGAAUAGAAAAUCCAAAUUAUGAAUUAGUUCAUGACGGUUUACAUAUAAAACAUGUUGAAAUGUCAGAUAAUGAUAUAUUUUGGUGUCGUGCUGAUGUUCUUGAAACAGGCGAAUCACGAGAUUUUCCAAUAUCUGUUAUUGUAUCAAAACCAAUCAGUCAAACACAUAUAACUUGUGCUAAUCCAUGUGCUAUUGAAAAAAAAACAGCAACAUUAAUUUGUGAAGCAUCCGGUUUGCCAACACCGAAAUACUUAUGGUUUUAUGGAUCGGAUUCACCUGUUGGUGCAAGUGAAGUACCGAAAUUUGUUGUCCGUGGGAAUCAAUUAACUAUAAAUUAUGUUGAUGAAACUGAUAAUGGAAAAUAUUCAUGUCAAGCUUUUAAUGAAUUUGAUCGAAAAGGACAACGAGCUGAAUAUAAUUUAAAUGUGAUCGUUCCACCUCGUUUAUCAUUAAUUUCACCGAUUGAAAUAAAUGUUGAUAGUCAACAUCCACAACGUGUUUCAUUUCAAUGUCGAGUUGAACGUGGUUCAACCGAUAAUCUUUCACUAGAAUGGCAAUAUUUAAAUCAUACAUCAAUUCAAUCAACGAAUGGAAUAUUUAUUGAUAGAACACAAUAUGAAACACAUAAAUUAAUUGAAUUACGUUUUGAUCCUGUACGCCGUGAACAUUUUGGAAAUUAUUCAUGUGUUGCAAAAAAUCUUGCAGAUACUACUUAUUCAAUAGCUAGUCUUUUUAUUCAAUUUCAACCAGUUUAUGUUGGACCAAAUACUAAUAUUAUAACAACAAUUCCAAAUUAUCGUUCAAUAAUUCGUUGUCAAUUUGAGUCUUACCCAUCGCCACAUAUUCAAUGGAUUAAAAUGAGUCGAACGAUGCAAGAUCCUCAAGGACGAAUACUCGCUGUUGGUAUUGAUAACGGUGUUAAUGAUAUAACAACAAAACAAAUUGGAACAACACUUUAUGAAAGUGUUCUUUCAUAUACUCCUACAGAAGGUGAUUUUGGCUUAAGUUUUGAAUGUCGAGCAUUAAAUCCACGUAUUGGUCGACAUUCAUUUACACUUCAACGUGCACAACCACCAAGAACAGUUAAUAUAACUCAUGUUAAGCCGUUAUCAAAUGGUGUAGAAAUUCUUAUACAAUCAUCUGACACUGACGAUCUUCCUGUUUUACAAUAUAUACUUAAAUAUGAUAUACAAGACGCAAAAGAUAGUCAAUUACAAACAUUAAUUGUUCCAGCACAAAAAACUAGUAAACAACAAAUAAUAAAAGUUGAAAAUCUUCGGCCUAGUACAUAUUAUCAAUUAAUGAUUGUUGCUGAAUCACGAGCUGGUAUUGGUCAACAAACAGGACCGAUACAAUUUCGAACACUUGAUAGACAAAUACCAGAGUUUAUAGUAGACGAACAUACAAAUAGAACAUGUUUAAGUGAUGAAAGUUGUUUAAUUACAUGGAAUAUUGAAUCAGAUGGCGGAGCACCCAUUGUUCGCGCGGAAAUACUUUAUGCAAAGGCGAAAGAUGAUAAUGGUCUAGAUAUUGAAGGACCAUUAAGUACACCAAUAUCAAUUGAUUCAUCAAUAACUGAAUAUGAAUUAACUGGAUUAAAGCCAAAUACAAAUUAUAUUGUUAUAAUUAAAUUAUAUAAUGAAGUUGGUGUAGCUGAACAAAAGUUGCGUAUAAAAACAAAUGAAGAAAGUAAUGAAUAUAACAAAUUAGAAAGAAAUCCAUUAAUACCAAAUGAUGGAAAAACUCAACCAAACAAAUGGAUUAUUGUUGGUAUCAUAAUAGCCAUUAUUUUUUCAGCUGUUGUUGUUAUUACUGUAUGUGUUCUAUUACGUGUUUUUCGGCUUGAUGGCAAACAUGAGACAACUAAUUCUGAUCAUCAGACAACACCAAUGAUGAAUGGUGACCAUCGUUCUGAUAAAACAAAUGGAUAUACCAAUGAUCAUUCGUCAUCAACAAAGGUAUUUAAAUAG
Molecule: messenger RNA, 2430 nt
Organism: Rotaria sp. Silwood2
Lineage: Eukaryota; Metazoa; Rotifera; Eurotatoria; Philodinida; Philodinidae
Source: the annotation of a GenBank genome assembly